ACAGUGAAGUGCCAGCCGCGAGCUGAGGAUGACGUGUCGCUGUGGCAGACGGCGACGGACGUGGGAAAUGGGGCAGCAGUGCGCACCAGCCGGAGGGUCGUUUGAAGAGUAUUAUCAACCAGGAGGUGUCCACGUGCGCAUGAUUACAUGGUUUACGGUGAGACGGAUGGGAAGAAAGUGGUCCAGGUGGAGCAAGGGAUGCUGGAAGGACUGGUGAGCGUCACGGAGAAAGGCACAAGGAUAGCCACUUUCACCAGCAUACCAUACGCCAAGCCCCCUCUCGGUCCACUGCGGUUCAAGGCACCCCAGGCCCCUGAGAAGUGGGAGGGAGUCCGUCCUGCCGACGCGCCCUUCAGGGUGUGUACUCAGAUGGGCCAAGGCGAGGAAGACUGUCUUCUGCUGAACGUCGUCGCGCCUCUGGAUAAGGGUGAUAAACUUCCGGUGAUGUUCUGGAUUCAUGGAGGGGCUUUCUUCUUGGGAUCGGCCAGCCUUGAAUUCUAUGGCUUUGAAAGUUUUGCGGAUCGAGGAAUGGUCAUGGUGUCAGCUAACUACAGACUGUCUGCUUUGGGGUUCCUGAGCCUGGAAGGCUCGGACGUGACGCCCAACGCCGGGCUGAAGGACCUGGUGGCGGCGCUGCGCUGGGUCAGGAGCAACAUCGCCCAGUUCGGCGGCGGCCCGGACCACGUGACGGUGUUCGGCGAGAGCGCCGGCGCGGCGAGCGUGCAGUACCUCGUCGUCUCGCCCAUGGCCCGAGGACUGUUCAAGGGCGCCAUCAUGCAGAGUGGCACCGCCUGCGCCAACUGGGCCUUCAGGGAGCCCAGCUCGGAGGACGCCUUCCGCCUGGGCGAGUCCUUGGGCAAGAGGACGAGCGACCCGCAGGAGCUGGCAGAGUUCCUGCGCGCGCUGCCGGCCUCCGACAUCGUCGACAAGGUCCUGGACGACUGGGCCAGCCGCAAGGCAGAGAUGAAGCUGAAAUCCAUCAACGUGCAGACCAUCCCGUUCGUGCCGACAGUUGACUACCCGGUUGGCGUUGGGGACUCCUUGGAGGAAGUCUUUCUCCCCGACAGGCCCGACUCGCUGCUGAAGCAGGGAACGUUCAACAAGGACCUCCCGCAGAUCAUCGGCAUGAACUCGCUGGAGGCAGCUUUCCUCACUAGCGUGCCAGGCAUGGAAGAGUGGCCGCUCCUGGAGGCAAACUGGGAGUCCUUCGUGCCUGAGGACAUGGGUCUGCGGGCAGGAUCGCCGGCCUCAAAACUCGUGGCGGCCAGGGUCCGGGAGUUCUACUUCCACAACGAGACCCUCAGCGACCUCUCCGCCAUGGCUUACCUUGAGUGUUCGUCCGACGCCGACUGGACACGACGCACCAGUGAGUGCACAAAGUACGUCGCGCAGCAUACACCCGAUCGCCUUUGGGUGUACUACUUCACGUACCAAGGGAGCAACUCUAUCACCUGCAACACACAGGACUGCACCCACAUCUCAGGCGCGGCGCACUUCGACGAGGUGCUCCUGCUGUUCCCCGACAACCCCCUGGGCGGGCCGCUCUCCCCGGAGGACCGCGCGGUUCAAGGACCCAUGCUGGACGCCUGGACGAGCUUCGCCAGGACCGGGCGGCCCGACCCGGGCGCCGGCGUGACGUGGACCCCGGUGGAGAGCCCCGCCGUCCUGUCGCACCUGGUGUUCGACGGCCAGCCGAGGAUGGACCCGGGGGACCUGCGGGCCAACUACACCAGCUUCUGGGCGGAGGUCGGCGCCGAGGUCGCCCGCCUCGGCCAGUGAACGCCGCGGGGACAGCCGGACAACCACAAAUACAACCGCAAACCACAACCACAAACCACAACCGCAAACCACAACCACGCAGAACAAGGCAACACGCUCCAAGACACCCCCGCGCCACCCAUUUCAUUAUUAUUAUUUUUUAAAUGUUCGUCUAGCUUUCCGUGGAAAAUGAUUUACGUUAAAUUUGUUUCCACCAUUUUUUUUUUUGCUACAUUAAAAAAAUUUGUAAUCCAGUUUCCGCGAUUUCGUUUAAUAAAAAGAAAAACUUUCAAAUAAUUCACUGCCUCACAUAAUGACGUAAUUUUUCACCUGUAAAACUUGGCUGUUAAUGAUUCAUGAGGAAAAGGAUGUCAAAAUUUUCUUAAGGAAAAAUCAUCAUCGAAAAUUAAAAACGUUGUUUUUAAGAGUUUUUUUUUUUUUUUUUUUUUUUUUUUUUACAAUUUUACGGGGGAGUUUCCUCCCCACUAACUCCAUUAUUAUCUGGGGUAGGGGGAAUAUUCCAUGCCCCCCCCCCCCCCUUUAAUAUUAGGGCCUCGCUACGUGAAAGGCCGCCGCAGAUACAGAAUGACUUAAAAUUCCCUUAGGCGGACUUAUAAAACAGUACCUGGCAUUGUUCCUCACAUCUGGCUGAGGCCCGCGAACCGUUUCGGCAUGCUUUUUUUUUAUUUUUGCAGCCAUCUUUGACGGCCUGGCAUUCUGGUUUUCUUUUUUUUUUUCGGUCGGCCUUGAAGCUGACUGCAUUAAGGCAUGCCGGAAAUUCAAGAUCGCCGUCUAUUCCCUCAUGCGCGACCUCCACUCACAAGGCAGGAUGCAGUUUAUGACUCAGACCACCUAGUCUUAUUAUACGUGAAGGGUUUUUUUUUUUUAGAACAUGCGGUCACAAACGAGAAAGAAAAAGAAGGAACGCUACAAAGAAAUUUUUAUUUUUGCGUGGGAGAGGAACUCUAAUUGGCGAGACUGAGACCUAGGUUUUUUGAAGUAGUUUUGGGCCCACCCGCUAGAUAGUAACUUUCAUAGUAGAUUGCUAACAUAGCUAUAUUGAUUGUGAGUAGUAAACCAUUUGCUAAUAUCAGUCUAAAAAUAAAUAGUGAAAAUUAAUUAAUUGAAAUUUCGGUACCCAAUUAUUUUGUGGUGUGGCAUAACAGAAAAUUUUUUGAAUGUCUUACUUAUUUAUACAGUAAAUGCUUUGUUUAUUACAUAGUGGCAUUAAGUGUUUUUUGCACAUGUUAAAACUCUUCUGCUAAGCACUUAGACGUCAAAUAGUUAAAUUUAAAAAAAAAAAGUACAAUUUUGUUUUUGAACGUCCAGCCCGAGUGUUUUUUAGUUGGUAUUUAUUGGCCCACCCGACAGAUAGCGUAACAUUGUAGCGCAAAACAUGGUUUCAGUUUCCACUGUGAGAGUUGCACUUCUUAUACCUCGCUUGUUCUAUGGGAGCGAGUUGGGACUUGUUGCAGCAAUCAUUCGAAGCGGAAGUGUUCUGGGUUCGAGUCCCGGGUAAGGCAUGGGUGUAAAAUUUACAUGAUGGUCAUUGAUUGCUGAUGAUGUUUGCGCUACGAUACGUUGACCCAAAUUGCUUACUUAGGUUUGCUUGAUUCGCUAUGAUAUGAUUCCGAUUUGCAUUACGACGCAUUACCCUAUGGCUGAUGGUGUAACCGCUGAAGGCCACCCUAACAAAUAAUAAAAAGCGGAAGCGUUGUUUAUGUAUCUCGGACUUCGUAUCGACAGCUCUGUCCAUAUCGGAAGGCACCCAGUCAUCAGAGGUUACAGAGGUUAUCGUUUAUGACUGCGUGUUGCAUCGUAAAAAAAAAUAAUCUUUUCUGCAUACCUGACAUACACUUUAAGUAUAUGUAUAAUGAGAUUGGAAUCAUCAUGAAUAAAUCAAAUGUAGUUACUAUUUUACGAUUUGCCGUAAAGUCUGACUUUGUUGUCACCUCUGGCCAUCACAUUUAACAAAAAAAUAUGUUCAGAAAUAACACAGUACUUAAAAAAACAAUAAAUUAUUCAAACAUUAUGACCCUAACAAUUGUUAUGCAAACUAUUUUCUCAUUUUAUAUUUAAAAGUGUUGCACCCAAAACAAAAAUCAUCAGUAUGUGGAGUGAAGUUGGAGUUGAAAACGCAUAUCAUUAGAUACUUGUAAUACAUUGUUUUAGUAAGAUUUUUCUCCUUGCUGGUGUUAUUUAAAACUUGCCUUUUUUCUUUGUCUAGUGCUGUCAGAUAUAAGUAUCCACGAUGUUUGCUGCAAAUCUACUCUACAUGUCUCGAUUGUACGCAAAUACAGAAACAAAUAAACAUUGAAGGGAA
This is a messenger RNA of Bacillus rossius redtenbacheri, 4081 nucleotides long. Its product is annotated as esterase E4-like. The coding region runs from base 148 to 1779 and encodes 543 amino acids. The transcript is spliced from 12 exons. NCBI's taxonomy places the organism in Eukaryota, Metazoa, Arthropoda, Insecta, Phasmatodea, Bacillidae. The record is from RefSeq and is a predicted model, not a curated record. Gene Ontology annotation, molecular function: serine hydrolase activity.